UGGCACCAUCUUUUCCACACACGCUCGCGGUGGGUGAUAGGGGCGCAUUAUUUAAACCUCCUCUGUUCCACUCUUUUCUUCUCCUCAAGUUUACCAUGCCCCCUCGCAAGAAAGCUGUCCCAUCUGCCGACGUUGCAAAGCCAGUGUCAUCGCGGUCCACUAGGGCUAGUACGAGGCAGGCAAACGUCCCACCUGCUUCUACUACAUUUGUAACAAAACCCAUCUCCAAACCGAAAUCAACCAAGGCGAAGCGUGUCCGCGACGAUGAUGAGGCAGAUGAUACCCCGGGCCCUUCUAAAAAGCCCAAGGUGGACAAGGACAAGGACACUAGUGACAAUAAGGCAGACGACGAAGCUAAAAAGAUGGUCACUGUUGUGAAACGAGGUGCUGCUCCGGUAGACCCACUCUCCGGCUUCGUCAAUACACAUCAAGUCUACUCGAAUGAUGACAGCGUUUGGGACGCAAUGCUCAAUCAAACUGAGGUUGGCUCUAACAAGAACAAAUUCUAUGUAAUACAACUUCUGCAUACCAUUGGUAAUGAUGCCCAAUGCACCCUCUACACGCGUUGGGGUCGUGUUGGUGAGCAUGGUCAAAGCCAAAUCAAGGGACCAUGGCCAUCUGUUUCUGCCAUCAACGAGUUCAAGAAGCAGUUCAAGUCGAAAUCCGGCGUUGCGUGGCCUCAACGCUUUGGCAUGGUCGCUGCGAAGGGAAAAUACACAUGGUUAGAGCGUGCAUUCGAGAAUGAAGAUGACAAGGCGGAAGGCAGCGGCAGCAACAAGAAAGAAGACGAACCUGUACCAGACUCCAAGCUGUCAUCUGAGUUGCAGGCACUCUGCAACCUCAUUUUCUCAUCCAAACUUAUUGCUGCUCACUUGUCGUCGAUGAAUUACGAUGCCAAUAAGCUUCCCCUUGGCAAACUCGCCAAGUCGACGAUCCUCAAUGGAUUUGCGGCAUUGAAGAAACUUGCGGAAGUGGUCCAGUAUCCAGAUGGCGACUUGGCGAAGUCUCAGGGCGGAUUCCGAACCGCAUGUGAAACGUUUACUUCGGAAUACUAUUCUAUCAUCCCUCAUGUAUUCGGGCGUACGAGGCCCAUUGUAAUCAGCGACCAAGAGCUAUUGAAAAGGGAAUUGAACCUCGUCGACGCUUUGGGAGACAUGGAAAUCGCCCAUAAGCUCAUAACGGCCUCCAUCCAUGUUGACGACGACGGGAAGCCACUUAACCCGCUGGAUGCACACUUCCGCUCGCUGGGUCUUAAUUCGAUGGACCCUGUCGCUCGAUCCAGCUCGGAAUUCCAAGCUCUCGUACGUUACACCUCCGACACGCAUGGACAAACGCAUCACUUCAAGUCGUCGGUUUUACAUGCAUUUAGAGUGGAGAGAGAGGUAGAGACUUCUGCAUGGUUGGCGAAGGGGUACGAUAAGCUUCCUGCUGGCGAUCGGAUGCUUUUGUGGCACGGUUCUAGGACGACUAACUUCGCUGGUAUCCUCAAACAGGGCCUUCGGAUUGCCCCUCCGGAAGCACCUGUUACGGGCUACAUGUUUGGCAAAGGCGUCUACUUUGCAGAUAUGAUGUCAAAAUCCGCAGGCUACUGCUACUCUAGCUUGAGCAAUCAAAUCGGCGUGUUACUCCUCUGUGAAGUGGCUGUAAAACCAUUCCUCGAGAUGAACAACGCAAAUUACAACGCCCACGAAGAUUGCAAGAAAAACGAGAAACUGGCGACAAAAGGGGUAGGGAUGAUACAACCUACCAAUUGGCAAGAUGCUGGUAUGGCACUUGGCCACAAAGAACUUGAGGGUGUCCACAUGCCCAAGGGAGAAGCAUCGAAUGUCAGCCCCCCUGGAGCCUUUCUUAUGUACAACGAGUACAUUGUAUAUGAUCCAUCUCAGAUCCGCUUGCGAUACCUGCUCAUGGUGAAGAUGGAUUGAGCCAGGAAAUACAUACGAAAUCUCUUUUCUACUGUUAGAUGUAGACGUAAAUUCGUUCGCAAUGUAAAUAGAUAAAUGAGGAUUAUUUGUCCCUAUUUACGCGUCCAUAUAAUACCUCCCCCG
Suillus clintonianus is the source of this 2048-nucleotide messenger RNA. Its product is annotated as poly polymerase catalytic domain-containing protein. The record is from RefSeq and is a predicted model, not a curated record. Bases 96 to 1925 code for a protein of 609 amino acids. Lineage: Eukaryota; Fungi; Basidiomycota; Agaricomycetes; Boletales; Suillaceae. The transcript is spliced from 21 exons. Gene Ontology annotation, molecular function: NAD+ poly-ADP-ribosyltransferase activity.